Aspergillus nidulans FGSC A4 is the source of this 639-nucleotide messenger RNA. RefSeq names its product flavin-linked sulfhydryl oxidase ERV2. Gene Ontology annotation, cellular component: cytoplasm. Gene Ontology annotation, molecular function: flavin-dependent sulfhydryl oxidase activity; oxidoreductase activity; thiol oxidase activity. NCBI's taxonomy places the organism in Eukaryota, Fungi, Ascomycota, Eurotiomycetes, Eurotiales, Aspergillaceae. The coding region runs from base 1 to 639 and encodes 212 amino acids. The transcript is spliced from 4 exons. The record is from RefSeq and is a predicted model, not a curated record.
AUGGCCAACCGCCAAAUCACAAGGCGCAUUCUGAUAAGCGCUUCUAUUUUGAUCUUCUUUCUCUUUGUCUUGUUCAUUCAACCCUACGGUCCUCCUAGUCCUUCUGUCCGAGCUCCUGGUCAUCUUGAGAAAUCAACACCUGUCAAAGACGAUCUGAUCAAAGGAGAUGUUGUGAUGCCUCGUUUAGGCAAUGAGACAGCAAAAGCCGAAUUAGGUCGCGCAACUUGGAAGUACUUCCACACCAUGCUCGCUCGUUAUCCUGAAGAUCCCACUGAGGAGCAACAAGAGACGCUCCACUCAUACAUCUACCUUUUUGCGCGACUCUACCCAUGCGGUGAAUGCGCCUCACACUUCCAAGGACAUCUGAAGCAAUACCCCCCGCAGGUGUCUUCCCGUAAUGCGGCGGCUGGAUGGGGUUGUUUCAUCCACAACGAGGUCAAUGCUAUGCUGGGAAAGCCAGCAUUUGACUGCAACAAGAUCGGUGACUUUUACGACUGCGGAUGUGGAGAUGAGGAAGAAGAAAGCGAGGGCAGUGGCUCCAAUAGCGGACACAAGACCGCUCCUCGCGAAAGUAGCUUCGGUGACGACACUAUCUCACCUGUGGAGAUAUCCCGGGAACCCAUCACACGCGGUGGAUAG